AUGACGUCAUCCCUUCACAUCAUCCUCGCCAUUCUCUUCCUCUGCAUCACUUCCCGUGCCGACCUAAUCUCCGACGUCUGCUCCAAAUCGGUCGACCCGGCUUUCUGCACCCGAACCCUACGAACCGACCCGGCCGCCCGCGCCGCUCCCGACCUCCGAUCCCUCGGCCGAGUCGUGGUCGUGAGGGCAAAAAGCGCCGCCCGAGUCGUCGUAUACGUAUCCGCCUCGGUCGGCGGCCAAAUCGGCGGCACGUGCGUCGAGACGAGCCGCGACGCCAUCGACAACCUGAACGAGUCCUCGAAGGCCCUCAGGAGGCCCGGCAGGGUAGCCGUCGGGGAUCUCCAGACCAAGGCCUCGGCGGCGUUGUCCGACGUGGCAACCUGUGACGAUGAGUACGAAGACAGCGGUCGGCCGGAACCGGCUAAGCUGAAGGCGGCCACGGCCAAGGCGCAGGGGAUUAUUAGUAUACUGCUGGUUAUCGCUAACCAGUUGUGA
This is a messenger RNA of Striga hermonthica, 495 nucleotides long. The record is from the annotation of a GenBank genome assembly. Lineage: Eukaryota; Viridiplantae; Streptophyta; Magnoliopsida; Lamiales; Orobanchaceae.